GGGAAGGGGAAAGGGGGGAAAGGAGAGAGAAGUCUUCUCAUUAUGUCGACUGUAGCUCCAGAGCGCCACAAGCUAGAUCCACCCCCUCUCGAUGAAUUGGCAAACGCGCUAAGUGACGGUUUGGCGCGGUUCUUUGCGGAUGUGCUUGUGGAGGUCGUGGACUGCCCAGGUGACGACAGACAAUUCCACGCGCACACACUGCAGUGCGCCCUGUAGCCUGCAAUCGUGGCUGGGAAAUCUUGUUGUUUGCAGAUCUGACAGCCGCGCCCUUUGGGUGUGCCUUUUCUGCCCUCGGGGGCGACCCAUGCAUCAUCGGUGAGGCAUCUCAGCAAGCGCACAAACGCUCUGGACCCAUGAAUGAGUGCAUUCAGAUGUCGGCGGGGUGGACAAUCUGUUCCCGUGUGCGCGGAGGGGCAAGUACUUCGAUCUCUCAGCUAUCGAGCAGCAGAUAGGCGCGGGCCGGUCGUGCUUCAUCGGCGCUGGUGCGGGCCCCUUCCAGGAGGUCCAGCACAACUGCGAGUGGAUAUGCAACGUCAGACUGCCUGAGGCCAAUGAGUCGAGGUGCGCCGUCAUGGAGGGGACGGACAAGGGGAGCGGCUACACCAUUGAGAGGCCAAAGACCACCUGCUUUGGCAUACUCGGCAACCUAUACGCUUGCAAAGGUGAGCAGAGGGCAGACGCGAAGCCGUGUGUGAUGCAUAUGCAUGUGUGUGUGUGGAUGUGACUGCAUCCGUGUCGUGUGGGUGUGCAGGUGAGCCGUGCAAAGUGCUGCACAUCAAGGCCGGUCGGCGGACGGGCAAGGAUCCCUCUGGCAAGGACCUCCCCCAGUGCCUCGCAUCCAUCCUGGCGUCCUCUUUCCCCUCCCGGCCGGUCUCUCUGGGUGGUGUCAUGGCCAUGCACGCUGGCAAGGCGCGGCUGCACAUCAUGUCUGACUUCACCGACGACCCCAUCCGCAGCAAUGAUGCGAUUGAAAACUGGCUCAACUACUUUGAGGUGCCUGCCCCCAUGACCUUCAUGUUUGUGUCGACCUCCAUCGACCCUGGGAUGGACCUCAGGUCGGUCGGUCGGUCACUCAGUGGGUGGGAGAGAGGCCCCCAGCAUGAGAGUGGAUGCGUGUUGUGUGUUGUUUGUUGCAGGACUGUUCACACUCACGGGUGGCAUGAGGGCAAGUAUGGGGGCCACUAUCACAACGACACCACACCAGAUGAGGUCAGGGGGUGGGUGGGCAGGGAUGCCAUGCCAUGCCGGCCUGCAUGCCGGCAUCGUGGGCUUACAGGGAUGUGUGUGUGUGUGCCUGCGCGUCUGCAGGUGAGCUACGAGGUGUAUGUGAAUGUGGCCGAGUGCAUCUACCGCAUCGAUAGGGUCAGUGAGGGGGCAAUGGGGAGAAUAGACAGACAGCUGGACGAGACCGCGGACACCUCCCUCUCUCUCUCUCUCUCUCUGUGGGUGUCUGUCUGUCUGUCUGUGUGUAGGUCUCUCAAACGCCUGACUUCAACCGCCCAUGUUGAUGCUGUCUGCCCUAAGCGAUGCUGCUUUGUCUGUGUCUUAGUUGCGUUUUCGUCUGUGCAUCCAUCCCGUGUGUGGACGCUAAUGAUGGGUGCCAUGUGGAGACGACUCAGGGAUGAGUGUGGAGGCUUGAGCAUUCACCUACACCACACGUGGUUGCGCCCCACUCAGACUCACGCUUCAUCACGGCUGAAGAGCCGAGACACUCGCCGGUGACCGGCCCGACAGACAGACAGGCAGACAGACAGAGAGACAGACAGGCAGACGACUGUAUCUCAU
Vitrella brassicaformis is the source of this 1785-nucleotide messenger RNA. The record is from the annotation of a GenBank genome assembly. NCBI's taxonomy places the organism in Eukaryota, Vitrellaceae.